AUGAUGGUGCGAGAUAUGAACUAUCGAAGGGAGAAUCGUGCCUCAAGAUCGUCUCUCUUCGACGGCCUUGACGGGCUUGAGGAAGGUCGCCUGAGAGCUUCCUCUUCGUAUCCUCAUGAUACCAGCGAACGCGACAAUGAUGAAGCAUUGGAAAAUCUGCAGGACAGAGUUUCAUUUCUCAAGAGAGUGACCGGAGACAUACAUGAAGAAGUUGAGAAUCAUAACCGCUUGCUUGACAAAGUGGGGAACAAAAUGGACUCAGCAAGGGGAAUAAUGUCAGGAACAAUCAACCGUUUCAAGUUGGUCUUCGAGAAGAAAUCUAAUCGAAGAAGCUGCAAACUCAUUGCGUAUUUCGUGCUCUUGUUCUUGAUCAUGUAUUACCUAAUUAGGCUAUUAACAUACAUCAGAGGGUGA
Microthlaspi erraticum is the source of this 414-nucleotide messenger RNA. The record is from the annotation of a GenBank genome assembly. NCBI's taxonomy places the organism in Eukaryota, Viridiplantae, Streptophyta, Magnoliopsida, Brassicales, Brassicaceae.